Molecule: messenger RNA, 1172 nt
Organism: Drosophila persimilis
Lineage: Eukaryota; Metazoa; Arthropoda; Insecta; Diptera; Drosophilidae
Product: dnaJ homolog subfamily C member 28
Exons: 2
Coding region: 79-1167 (362 amino acids)
Source: RefSeq, a predicted model, not a curated record
UGAGUGUGUUGGCAUUCAAGUUGCUUACAAAACUCACAACUAAAAAUCUACAGCUGGGCAGCUGUUCAGAACUACAAAAUGUUGAAAGCUGGAAAACUUUUUGGGAGCUUGAUUGGAUCCGCGGGCGGCCGCAUCGCCUUGCGGGAAGUGCACCUGAAACGCCGUGAGGUCUAUUUGCAAUGCUUUCGCAUCCUGGGCGUCUGCGAGGGCGCGGAUCAGAACACCGUGCGUCAGGCGUAUUUGGAUUUGGUGAAACGCGUCCAUCCGGACUCUGGAUGCGACGAGGCCAGUGCUGAACGCUUCCAACAGGUGGACGAGGCCUUUAAGCUGCUGCAGGAGAAGUUCGCGAAGGGUCGCCGCAACAUCCAGGAGGACGAGGAGCAAGCCAUGGAGUUUGACAUCAAGCACACGGCCCCACAGCACCGACAGUAUCUUUCCAACGAGGGCAUUGGCGUGGGCACCCCCUUUCAGCGCCAGAAACAGUACCAGCAGGUGCGCGCCAUGAAGGCCCAAGAGCGUGUCCUCGAGCAUCGCAUCGACAAGGCGGCCGCCGGCGACAGCGACCUCAUAUCCAAGGAGGGAAACCAUUUUCAGAAGCACGCCAUCAAAACCAAAUACGGCAUUGAUCGUGUGGUGGAGGAUCUCAUCCAGGAGGCCAUGUCCAAGGGCGACUUUAACAAUCUCAACGGCUCUGGCAAGCCCCUGUCCUCCGCCCAGUCGCAGAAUCCCUACCUGGACUUUACCACCCACAAACUGAACAAGAUAAUGCUCGACAAUGGCUUCACACCGGAAUGGAUCACCCUCGGCAAGGAAAUACGCGAUGCACGGAUGCAGCUAUUGAAGACAGUGCGCAAGGAGCGCGUCUACUACGGCGAUUGGCCGCUACAGAAUGCCGAAGAGCAGGCCGCCUGGCUAAGGUUCACACAAGACCACGAGGAGGAGGUCCAGGAGCUGAACAAGAUGAUUGAUAAGUACAAUCUGAUUGUGCCCAUACUCAAGAAUCAGUUCUUUCGCUAUCGCCUGGACCGCGUGGCCGCCAUGGUGUUUAAGGAGCCGGACUUAAAACGUAAUCAGAAGCGUCCUGCAGUCCAAUACAAAGCGAAGGAUGAGCAGUCGGAAAACACUUUCAAAAGCAAUAUUUUCGACCUGAUUACCCGUCUUUUGUGAUUGAU